Molecule: messenger RNA, 1393 nt
Organism: Cucumis melo (muskmelon)
Lineage: Eukaryota; Viridiplantae; Streptophyta; Magnoliopsida; Cucurbitales; Cucurbitaceae
Exons: 5
Coding region: 82-1341 (419 amino acids)
Biological process (GO): protein desumoylation
Cellular component (GO): nucleus
Molecular function (GO): deSUMOylase activity
Source: RefSeq, a predicted model, not a curated record
CGUCAAGAGGAAACCCAAAGGGAACAUGAAGAGGAACGUGGUAGUGAUAUAAGCAUAGACGGUAGGGAUGCAGACUUGCUAAUGACUAUAAGAGAUAUAUCGGAUAGUCUAAGUCAUCAAAUUCAGAAAGAAUCAGACCUGCCACAGAUGAUUACUACCCUUCCAUAUGUGAGCCAACCUCUUGCACUUUGUGAAUUGGCUCCAAUGGAUCAAACUGUACAAAUUGUAAAUGAAGAAUCUCAACUGGAAACAACAAAAAAACAGGUUGAGAUGAAAAAAAAUGAUGAAGCAGUUACUUUGGUUGAAAAAGAACCAGUAACUGUGCCUGAUAAAGAUGUGGAAGAAAAACCAAUAAAGAGAAGAAAGCUAUGUAAAAUAGCAAAUAAAGAGGUGCAACAUGAAGAUGAACAAGGUAAUCCACCCACAACAUCUGCUCAGAUCAUAUCAGUAUCUACAACACCUGUCCCAGAUGUGGAAAUCAGAGAAGUAGAUCCAUAUAAUCCGAUGUGGAAAGUGGAUCCAAAAUUAUGGAAGGGAUACUUGCAAUGGAAAAAAUCAAGAAAAACAACCCAUGAAGAAAGGAAAGUAGUCUCCACAACCAGAAAGAAAGACUUUUUCAGACAGCUUGAAGAAAACACAUGGGUACAUGGAGACACAUUGGAUCUGCUAUUCGCCCACUUGCAGAAUAAAAUGUUGCAUCUCAAGCACCAUUGCAAGCGUUCUUUUAGAAUAUUACAUUCCUCUUUUCUGACUGGAAUCAAUAAACCAGACUGCAUUGUUUGGAACCACAUUUUUGAUACUCAUCUGGUGACACCAGAUAAUAAGAAAGCUGAAUGGACAGACCCAACAGCACACCUAAGUAUAUGGACAGAAAAAGAUGUCGAAUACUAUUUCAACACUGCUGUUGGUGAUUACAACGACAUACCAGGGUGGGGAGAUGUCAACUACGUGAUUACCUGCAUCAACAUAAAAGAACACUGGUUGGCUAUUGCAGCUGAUAUGAGAAAAUGCAGGAUCUACGUGUUCGACUCAAUGCCAAAUUAUGUUGAGCAGAAACUUGUUGAUGAAGCUCUUCAAAUGCCUGCACGAUGCAUUGCCUCACUCGCGAUUGCAAUUGGAGUCAACCUCCAUUCAGAUCGUUUCACAUAUGGCCCUUGGCCAAUACGCAGAUCGAAGGCCACAUUACAGAAAGGGCGUUCAUUGGAUUGUGGAAUUUUCUGUACCAAAUUUGUUGAAUGCCUUGUAACUGCUAGUGACCUUGGUUGUCUAACUGUGCCAAACAUGAAACUGUUUAGACAACAAUAUGUGCUGGAACUUUGGGCCAAUAAAUACUUUUGUUAAUAUUUGUAUUCGUUUAUAUAAUUUUUUUAUGUAAUUUUUAUAGAGAGAAUAA